Megachile rotundata (alfalfa leafcutting bee) is the source of this 2600-nucleotide messenger RNA. RefSeq names its product ATP-dependent RNA helicase DDX54. NCBI's taxonomy places the organism in Eukaryota, Metazoa, Arthropoda, Insecta, Hymenoptera, Megachilidae. The record is from RefSeq and is a predicted model, not a curated record. Gene Ontology annotation, molecular function: ATP binding; RNA binding; RNA helicase activity. Gene Ontology annotation, cellular component: cytosol; nucleus.
GCAUAACCAAUAAAUAUGUAAUUGUAAAUAGGAUAAACACUGCUUUUAAAUAAAGCAAUAAUAAUUACAGAAGUUGACAAAACUAAUAUCAUUAGUGAUACUUAUUAUAACCGAUGAAUUAAGCUGAAAAAAUUUGUAUUAAAUAGUCAUUAAUUGUCAAACGAUACCACGUGUUCCAUCAUUUGUGUUUAAGGUUAAAUUUUUCUAAUACUGAAUUUGUAAUUUUUAAAAUGGAAAAUACAGAUAUUGAAGGAUUUGCCGACCCCGAGAAAAUAAACGAUGAUGAGGAAGAAAAUGAAAUUACUAGUAUUAAAAAGAAAGCAUGUAGUAAGUCAGGAGGUUUUCAAUCGAUGGCCCUUAGCUACCCUGUAUUGAAAGGUAUUCUAAGAAGAGGAUAUAAAAUACCAACACCUAUACAGCGGAAAACAAUUCCAUUAGCAUUAGAAGGACGCGAUGUGGUUGCAAUGGCUAGAACUGGUAGUGGAAAAACAGCUUGCUUUCUGAUUCCCUUAUUUGAAAAACUUAAAGCAAGACAAACAAAAAUUGGGGCAAGAGCUUUAAUUUUAUCACCAACUCGAGAAUUGGCAUUACAAACAUUAAAGUUUAUAAAGGAAUUAGGGAGAUUCACAGGCUUACAAGCUGCCGUAAUAUUGGGAGGUGAUAAUAUGGAAAAUCAGUUCAGUACAAUACAUGGAAAUCCUGAUAUUUUAGUGGCAACACCAGGCAGAUUCUUACACAUAUGCAUUGAGAUGGAUUUACAAUUAAAUAGCAUUGAAUAUGUAGUUUUUGAUGAAGCUGAUAGAUUAUUUGAAAUGGGUUUUGGUGAACAGAUUAAUGAAAUUACAAAUAGAUUACCAGAAUCUAGACAAACAUUAUUAUUUUCUGCAACACUGCCCAAAGUUCUAGUAGAUUUUGCAAAGGCUGGAUUAACUGAUCCUGUUUUACUACGUUUGGAUGUUGACAGUAAAAUACCAGAGGAAUUAGCACUUUCAUUCAUUGUAUGCCGUCCAGAAGAGAAAUUAGCAGUACUGUUGUGUUUAUUAAAAAAUGUUAUCAAAAGUGAUUCUCAGACAGUAAUAUUUGCUGCAACAAUGCAUCAUGUGGAAUAUAUUCAUAUGGUAUUAGAUAAAGCAGGAAUUUCUAACACAUUUAUUUAUUCUAACUUGGAUCCAUCAGCUAGGAAGAUAAAUGCAGCUAAAUUUCAAACUAAUAAAGUUAAAGUACUGGUGGUAACAGAUGUUGCUGCCAGAGGUUUGGAUAUUCCACAUUUAGAUAACGUAAUCAAUUUUAAUUUCCCUGCUAAGUCCAAGCUCUUUGUACAUAGAGUAGGACGUUGUGCACGAGCUGGCCGAACUGGAACUGCUUAUAAUAUUAUAGGUCCAGAUGAAUAUGCUUACCUUCUAGAUUUACAUCUUUUCCUAAGUAGACCGUUACACAUUAUUCCACCUUCUGGCACUGCAGAAGGUACUGAAGGUGCUAUUGGUAAGAUGCCACAAUCAAUGAUAGAAGAAGAACUUGCUGAAUUGAUAAAUUGGCACAAUUCUUCCACAGAUCUGCAAAAUAUGGAGAAAGUUUGUGAGAACGCAUACAAACAAUACAUUCGAUCACGACCGACAGCUUCGUCAGAAAGUAUUAAGAGAGUGAAAGAAUUAAAUAUUAAUCAAGCAGGUGUUAUACCAGAAUAUUCUGAUGUUUCCUCUAAUACUCUGAAUUUGUUGUCGAAAAUAGUAAAUUAUAGACCACAAGGAACGAUAUUUGAAAUUGGAGCAAAAGCAUCCUCCACUGACUAUCAGGUCAUGAAGACAAAACGCUCAUUGCAUAAACAAAAUAUUAAAAAUUUUUAUAGGAAAACAGAAGAGUUAAUAUCUAAGAAAAAGUUAGAAGAAUCAUCAAAAAAAGUAGAUCUCCCCUCAAGUACAGCAGAUGAGAUUAACGCAACAUUUAAUACAAUUGUUCUCCCAAAGAAAAGAAAUUUCAAUGAUUUGUAUAAACCACCUAAAAAGAAAAAGCGAUCCGUAACGCGAGAUGAAGACUUUUUCAUUCCAUAUGCUGCUCCAGACAAACAUACAGAAGAUGGUUUAGCUGUUAAUUCUUUCAACACGGAAGCAGACAAAGUACAAAUGGAUCUAACCGCGGAUAAUGAAGAAUCCCAACGUCUUCACUCGCAACUCAAAAAAUGGGACCGCAAGAAAAAGAAAAUGAUCACGAUUGAUGACGGUGGAAAGGCUAAGAAAAUACGUACAGAGUCUGGUGUUUGGAUACCUGCUAGUUACAAAACAAAUCGUUAUUCGGCCUGGAAAGAAAAGAGCAAAGCAGACGCAGCAAGCGACGAUGACAGCGAAGAUGAUACUUCACAAAGGAAAAAAUAUCAACCACCAAAUUGGUCACGUCGCAACAAGAAGACGAAAGAAAAGAUUAAACCAAAUAAGGAAUUAAAGAGACCAGAACAGAUUCUGAAAGCACGGAAAUUAUUAGAAAGAAAGCGCCAUAGAAAUAAUGGGAAAGGUCGGAAAGGUCAAAAGAAGGGCGGUAAAAGACAUUGAAGGGUUCUUAAUGUAAAAAUUGUUGAUAUUAAAUUCUUUUAUAUUGAAACCCAUCGA